Messenger RNA from Arabidopsis arenosa, 752 nucleotides. The record is from the annotation of a GenBank genome assembly. NCBI's taxonomy places the organism in Eukaryota, Viridiplantae, Streptophyta, Magnoliopsida, Brassicales, Brassicaceae.
AACAACAAAAAAAAAGACAACAAAAAAACAAACUUUUCUCUCAAACCCUAAUCAUCAUUUCUCUUCGGUUUUAAAAUGGGUCGACCAGAUGGAAAUCGACCCGAUGGAAGCCCGAGUCCAAGAAUGAACAAUAACUAUAAUCCGAUAUUUCAUGCACCUGAAGAAAAGAAAAUGGUCCAAGCCGAGCAGAAAUAUCCCAACAAUGGUGGAAGGGUUGACCAACCAAGUGGAGUACCUAUGGGCAACCAACCUUAUGGAGUACAAAUGGUCCGUCCACCACCAGUUAUUAACCAACCAUCGAACUGGACUUCAGGGCUUUUUGAUUGCAUGAAUGAUGGUGAAAAUGCUAUCAUCACAUUUUGCUUCCCGUUCGUCACGUUCGGACAGAUCGCAGAGGUUGUCGACGAAGGCGCAACAUCUUGUGGGACGAGUGGAAUGUUGUAUGGAUUGAUAUGUUGUCUGUUUGGGAUACCAUGUAUAUACUCAUGCACAUUCCGGGCCAAACUCCGAAACAAGUACGGGUUACCGGAUGCUCCAGCUCCAGAUUGGAUCACUCAUUGCUUCUGUGAAUACUGUGCUCUUUGCCAAGAAUUUCGUGAGCUCAAAAAUCGUGGCCUUGACCCUUCCAUUGGCUGGAUUGGGAAUGUGCAAAAGCAGCGAAUGGGUCAGCAACAAGAGAUGAUGGCUCCUCCAAUGGGUCAACGAAUGAUGGGUUGACUUAUAUGACUAUAUUUAUACCAACAUGUUUAAUU